AUUUUUUUUUAUUUUUAAUAUUUAACUUUCACACAUUAAAGUCCAAUACAGCUAAUGAAAGACACAGAUCUUGUGAAUCCAGCCAACAUGUCCGAUUUUUAAAAUGUUUUACAGGGAAGACACAAUAUGUAAAGAUGUAAAUCUAUUAGCUAAACACAUUAGCAUAAUCCACCAUCUUUUCUUUGUCCACCAACACCAGUAGCUAUCACCAAUUCGGCUAAACUAAGAUAUUGAUAGCCACUAACCAAGAAAAAAGCUCAUCAGAUGACAGUCUGAUAACAUAUUUAUGGUAUGGGAUAGGUUUUGUUAGAAAAAUGUGCAUAUUUCAGGUAGAUGUCAUAGUUUACAAUUGCACCCACCGUCACAAAUGGACUAGAAUAAAUACAAUGAGCAACAUGUUUACCUAACUACUAAUCAUCAAACAUUUCGUAAAAAUACACAGCAUACACUAAUCGAAAGACACAGAUCCUGUGAAUACAGACAAUAUUUCAGAUUUUCUAAGUGUCUUACAGCGAAAACACAAUAAAUCGUUAUAUUAGCAUAGCACAUGUGCAAACAUUACACCAGCAUUGAUUCUAGCCAAAGAGAGCGAUAACGUAAACAUCGCCAAAAUAUAUACAUUUUUUCACUAACCUUCUCAGAAUUCUUCAGAUGACACUCAUGUAACAUACAUAUACAGUUUGUUCGAAAAUGUGCAUAUUUAGCCACCAAAAUCAUGGUUAGACAAUGAGAAAAGUAGCCCAGCUGGUCAGAAAAUGUCCUGCGCCACAUUAGACAGUGAUCUAGUCGUAUACAUAAAUACUCAUAAACGUGACUAAAAAAUAUAGGGUGGACAGCGAUUGAUAGACAAUUUAAUUCUUAAUACAAUCGCGGAUUUACAUUUUUUUAAUUAUCCUUACUUUUCAAUACAGUUUGCGCCAAGCGAAGCUACGUCAAAAAAGAUGGCGUCCUAAGCCAUUAACAUUUUUCGACAGAAACACGAUUUAUCAUAAUAAAUUGUUCCUACUUUGAGCUGUUCUUCCAUCAGAAUCUUGGUCAAAGAAUCCUUUCUUGGGUCUAAUCGUCUUUUGGUCGAAAGCUGUCCUCUUGCCAUGUAGAAAUGCACAUUGCGUUCGGCAUGAACUGGAACGGUGCCCAGAGAUUCACAGUAUCUCAGAAAUAAAUGUCCCAAAAUCGCACUAAACGGAUAUAAAUUGCUAUAAAACGCUUUAAAUUAACUACCUUAUGAUGUUUUUAACUCCUAUAACGAGUAGAAACAUGACCUGAGAAAUAUAACUGGCUACACUAAUGCUUGGAAAAACAGUAGGUCGGUGUCCUCCGCGCGCCUUACGCACCUAGAAAAGAGUUCCUACCUACACGUGUUUUUGUUUUAUAGGAGCUGUGAUUGGGCAAUCGAUACCAUUCAAAGCGUCAUCACGUAAAGGCAUCCAGGGGAAGACUGUUUGGAAUAUCAGCAUAUCCAUGGAGGAGAGGGAAGAAAGACAAGAGCCUGCAACAGGUUCGCACUUUGUGGGCAAGAAGGAGGACCUGAUAAAAGCCAAGUGGUCGUUCAGGACCGUGGUGGGCCGGGACAUACUUGUGCUCUAUCACCAGGAGAUAUUCUACGCUCUGGACUUCCACUGCUACCAUGCUGGAGGACCAUUGCAAAAUGGAGACAUAGAGGAAUUUGACGGCAAACUGUGCAUUGUGUGUCCAAAGCACAAGUUCAAGAUCUCUCUCGCCGAGGGGGAGAGCAUCUAUAGGGCCACCAACCCCUAUGACCCUGUGCCGACACCAAGGUGGUACUCCAAGGGCAUCAAGCAAAGAAUCCACAUAGUGACCGAUACCGAUGGGGGUGUCUAUGUCACACUGUCCCACGUGUCCCGUUUUAUCGAGUCUGAUUACUUCCAGGGAGAGAAGGGCAAAGUAGAGAGAGAGAGAAUGGAGGCCGAAGAUGCCGCUAAGCAAUAGAUUUUUAGCCUAUUUAUUUCACAAUUUAAAUUGUCAAGGGAAUGGGAACAAUAGCAAAACCAUGGCAUAGUCUGUCAGCAGGCCAAGCUUCCUACAGCCCUAGCCCCACCCAUUGUUGCAUGGUCAUGGUGAUGUUAUUUUAGUUUGCACUGAUCAAGGCACUGUCCAUGGUAGGCUACUGAAUGUUUGUGCCUGGGGCUAGUAAACUGCUGUUGCAGCCCUCCUGGCAGCUACAUGCUUAAAAAAUUAUGUUCUUUGGCAAUCUAUACUGAACAAAAAUAUAAACGCAACCAUUUCAAAGAUUUUACUGAAUUACAGUUCAUAGAGGGAAAUCAGUCAAUUGAAAUAAAUUCCUUAGGCCCUAAUCUAUGGAUUUCACAUGACUAGGCAGGGGCGCAGCCGUGGGUGGGCCUGGGAGGGCAUAGACUCCCACUGGGGAGCCAGGCUUAAUCCCUGCGGAGUCAGGCCCAGCCAUUCCGAAUGAGAUUUUUCACCACAAAAGUGCUUUAUUACAGACAGAAAUACUCCUCAAACACCCCCCAAAUCCUCUAAAACAACGUUGGAGUUAGCUUAUGGUAGAGAAACAAACAUUUAAUUAUCUGGCAACAGCUCUGUUGGACAUUCCUGCAACUGAGCAAGAGGACAAGUACAUUAGAGUGUCUGGUUUGAGAAACAGACACCUCACAAGUCCUCAACUGGCAGCUUCAUUAAAUAGUACCCGCAAAACACCAGUCUCAACGUCAACAGUGAAGAGGCGACUCCGGGAUGCUGGCCUUCUAGGCAGAGUUGCAAAGAAAAAGCCAAAUCUCAGACUGGCCAAUAAAAAGAAAAGAUUAAGAUGGGCAAAAGAACACAGAGUUCCUCUGCCCAGUGUCUGUGUUCUUUUGCCCAUCUUAAUCUAUUCUUAAUGUGCAUUUCUUUCAAUAAAAAAUAACAUUUCUAAGUGACCCCAAACUUUUGAACGUUAGUGUACAUAUGAGAUGAGUAAUGCAAGAUAUGUAAACAUUAUUAAAGUGACUAGUGAUCCAUUAAAUAAAGUGGCCAAUGAUUUCAAGUCUGUAUGUAGGCAGCAGUCUCUCUGUGUUAGUGAUGGCUGUUUAACAGUCUGAUGGCCUUGAGAUAGAAGCUGUUUUUCAGUCUCUCGGUCCAAGCUUUGAUGCACCUGUACUGACCUUGAUUUCUGGAUAAUAGCGGGGUGAACAGGCAGUGGCUUGGGUGGUUCUUGUCCUUGAUUAUCUUUUUGGCCUUGAUUACCGUGGGUGAUGAAGCCGCUUGCGCUGCCUUACGGAAGACAUCAUCCGUCUCCUGAAGAUAGUGGCAUUUAACUACUAUGGGUCUGGACAGCUCCCCAUUCUUCAGUGCGGACUGUAUGUUUCUGUCCGCAUGGUCAAGGGUGGGGGCGUAAUCGAGGCCUAGACUUUCCUGUAAAAGUUUAGCUAUGGACAGGCUAGGCCGCAUUCCGCCUACGGUCUCGAGUCCCUCUCUCAUGCCGAAAAUGUGACCGUUCCCCCGGCGCUGUCUGUUCUCGAGGUCCUCAACCUUGGAAGUGAGUUUGACAACAUCUGAUGAUAGCCGGGUGACUUGCUAUUCCAGUGUCACCACUUUGUCGGAGUAAAUAUUUGUGCCAUCUUCCAGGCUAUUCAGACGGAUGUCAUGUCUCGCUUCCUUAACAGAGUUGAUCUUUAUGUUGACCUCGAUGGCGAGAAUAGCUAUUUGUGUGGAUAGGUCAGUGAAUAGUGACUCCACCUUAGCCAGCAGUCUGUUCAGAUUGAAUGAUAGGCGCCAUUACCAUGGCUUGGUCGGGGGGAUCAGAGUCCAUGUCAGGUGAGCUGAGCUGUAGUCAAUGAACAGCAUUCUUACAUAGGUAUUCCUCUUGUCCAGAUGGGAUAGGGCAGUGUGCAGUGUGAUGACGAUUGCAUCGUCUGUGGACCUAUUGGGGCGGUAAGCAAAUUGAAGUGGGUCUAGGGUGAAAGGUAAGGUGGAGGUGAUAUGAUCCUUGACUAGCCUCUCAAAGCACUUCAUGAUGACAGAAGUGAGUGCUACGGGGCGAUAGUAAUUUAGUUCAGCUACCUUUGCCUUCUUGGGUACAGGAACAAUGGUGGCCAUCUUGAAACGUGGGGAAGGCUGAGGGAAUAACUAUAUUGUUUGUAUUCGGCCAUAUUCCCAGUCACCUUUCCAUGGUUAAAUGUGGUGGUUCACGCUUUCAGUUUUGCGUGAACGCUGCCAUGUGGAGAUCAUCUGUUCACCUACUCUGCGUCUCACAAAGACACGACAGUUGGAACAAAACAAUCUCAAAUUUGGACUCAUCAGACCAAAGGACAGAUCUCCAUUGGUCUGAUGUCCAUUGCUCGUGUUUCUUGGCCCAAGCAAGUCUCCUCUUCUUAUUGUUGUCCUUUAGUAGUGGUAUCUUUGCAGCAAUUCAACCAUGAAGGCCUGAUUCAUGCAGUCUCCUCUGAACUGUUGAGAUGUGUCUGUUACUUGAAUUCUGUGAUGCAUUUAUUUGGGCUACAAUCUGAGGUGCAGUUAACUCUAAUGAACCUAUCCUCCGCUGCAGAGGUAACUCUGGUGCUUCCUUAGCUGUGGCAGUCCUCAUGAGAGCCAGUUUCAUCAUAGCGCUUGAUGGUUUUUGCGACUGUACUUGAAGAAACUUUCAGUUCUUUAAAUUUUCCAGAUUGAUUGACCUUUAUGUCUUAAAGUAAUGAUGGACUGUUGUUACUCUUUGCUUAUUUGAGCUGUUCUUGCCAUAAUAUGGACUUUGUCUUUUACCAAAUAGGGCUAUCUUCUGUACACCACCCCUACCUUGUCAAAACAUAACUGAUUGGCUGAAACACAUUAAGAAGGAAAGAAAUUCCACACAUGAACUUUUAACAAGGCACACCUGGUAAUUGAAAUGCAUUCCAGACUACCUUAUGAAGCUGGUUGAGAGAAGGCUGUCAUCAAGGUAAAGGGUGGCUACUUUGAAGAAUAUAUUUUGAUUUGUUUAACGCUUUUUUGGUUAGUACAUGAUUCCAUAUGUGUUAUUUCAUAGUUUUGAUGUCUUUACUAUUAUUCUACAAUGUAGAAAAUAGUAAAAAUAAAGAAAAACCCUUGAAUGAGUAGGUGUGUUCAAACUUUUGACUGGUACUGUAUAUUUUAGUUCAGUGUAGUUUCAAGCCCAAAUAAAUGUCCCUAUGAUGUGAUUAAGACACCAGGCUUCCAUUUCCCUGCCAGGCUAUAGCCUAUAGAAUAGUGCAAUGCCAGGCUAUAGUCUAUAGAAUAAUGCAAUGCGAUUUCAAAUUCAAACUAAAGAGGUGACAGUACACACAAAGAAAUCUUGGUUUCUUUGGGAAGGGUGAUGGUUCAAUGUGGAACCAUAAUGCCUCAAAUAACCCUUUGAGCUCUUCAAUCGUGCUUAGCAGUCCACCAAAGGGUUUUUACACUUUUUGUGAUAAUUAAAAUGUAGGGUGGGCGGCUCAUUAGAAUGUUUUGGAGCGUGGUUUACUCAUAGCUCAUUCCGGUUGAUCUAAUCUGUUGUGUUAUGCCAUGACAUAUUAUAUAUGACUAUGACCAGUGAAUGGAAUUGUGUCAAUUGUGAACGGUUGACUAAAUCAGUCAGUGGUUCUCAAUGACCUCCUCGGGGACCCCCAGCUGUUCCAGAGGUAGCUCACUUGAUUCACCUUAACACAAUAAUACCACCUAUGGAAUUUUAACAAUAUAAUAUGGCUGUCCACAUAGGUGGAAAUCCCAGGGGGGACGGGGGGGACACGACCCCCCCCAUCUUGGGAAAAAUAUGAUUUGUCCCCCCCAAUAUAUCACUGUAAACAUAACUAUGUAAUUUCAAUAAUAUUAAUAAUACGCAAUGAAAGCACUUGUGCUGAUUAUAGACACUUAAUAGCGCAUUUAAAUUUCAAAAGAUUGCGACCCCCCCCGCCCUUUGCCUCACAAUGGUUUGAUCCACUGCCAGUUCUUUAGCUGGCAAGGUAAUAAAGGGUUCGUAUCUACUGUUCGAAAGGGACAUGUACGUAACUGACGUGAGGUUAAUCCAGUCAAUCCAUAGCAGGUCCAUAGCAAUGUUAUUUAUUUCUUUUUAUGUUGGCAGGGUUCACACACUAGUUGAAUUUGCAGAGCUAGCGCGCAAACUAAAGCAAACAUUAACUAUCAAGCUAGCUAGUACCUAUUCCAUUUAUGUGGCGUCGUCAAAGAUGGAAUCUUUGCUAUCGUCAGUUUAUUCCAAGAUCAGCAUGCAGCUGUAGUGCUUCGACGUCCCUGUGAUAAGGUUAGCAAUAAACUGAAGUCCAAACUGAACAGAA
Molecule: messenger RNA, 6239 nt
Organism: Salvelinus fontinalis (brook trout)
Lineage: Eukaryota; Metazoa; Chordata; Actinopteri; Salmoniformes; Salmonidae
Product: Rieske domain-containing protein-like
Exons: 4
Coding region: 1462-1950 (162 amino acids)
Molecular function (GO): 2 iron, 2 sulfur cluster binding
Source: RefSeq, a predicted model, not a curated record